AUGCAUAGGUCAAGGGACUAUGACCAUUACCAUUCAAGUUCCUCCAGUGAUGAUUCCUCCCAUAAGUCUGAUAGGUAUCAUCAUCGCUGGUUGAAUGAACGUGAGGUCUCCAGUAGUUAUUCAGAUUCCCCUGAAAGGAGGAAUUCUAGAUAUGUAAGAAGUAGGAGGUCGAUGGAAGAUCGCGAUACUUCCCCUCGAUGUUCACGGCAUUACCGCAACACUCAUUGCGAUGCAGUAAGUCAUGACAACGGCCAAGGGGAAAAACAAAACAGAACUAGGGAUUACCUUGACAGAUCCCAUUCACGCCGCAAUCGGAGAGAUCGCUCCAUUUCCCCACGACAUGAUUAUAGGGGAGAUGAUUAUUAUUCGAGCGAGACUCCAUUGCGAGGCGAAUGCGAUCGUCAUCAAUAUGAUUCAGAGGGUGAUCAUUGUCAUGAGUCUUCCCCUCGUCACAGUAAUAGACCGCAUUACGAAUCCCCACCAAGAUACAGGGAUGAUGAUUAUUAUAGUCAUUACAAUUCUCCACCGCGAGACAGGGAUGAUUACCAUUAUUAUGAUUACCCAAGUGAUAACGACCAUUCUCCUCCACGUCGUGGGAGACGUUACGAAUCCCCACCCAACUCUUAUCGGGAUGAUUAUGAUCGUAACGAAUCUCCAAUCCGGCGUUGGGGCGAUGAUUGUGGAUCACAUUCGCAUAGGUAUCGAAACAAAUAUAGAUCUCCAUCACCUUCUGAAGAAAGACGGAGGGGUGAAGAACAUAGGCGGGUUCCCCAGAGAGAGUCAUUUUAUGAUUCAAGGAUGCGAGGAUGGGAUACUCGUUCCUCUUCACCUAUUCGUCGUUCUCAAUCACGAUAUGAAGAACGGAAGGAUGACGGGCAUAGAUGGUAUCCUCUUGGCGAAUCAUUUUCUGAUUCUUUCAGGCAGGAUGCUUCCUCCCCUUCAUCCAUCCGCUACUCAGAAAGGAAGGGUAAAGGCCAAAGGCAGUCUUCCCCUCGAAGAUCAUUUUCUGAUCCUCAUCGGCGGAACACUCCCUCUCCUUCACCCGUCCAUUCUCGAGUAAGCACCGAGUACCCCAGCACGUCUCUUUCCCGGGUACGGAAAGAUGAAGGACACCAUGGUUCACCCCCUCGAUCCUCUCAUGAUAAUCAAUAUGAUCAAAGGCAUGAGACUCAGUCCCCUUCAUCUUGUCGUCCUUUAAACCGCAAUGGGUACUCAAGGGCUUCUUCAUCUUAUGAAGAAUGGGCAGUCGAAGACUGUAAACGGUUAACCCCGCAAUCAUCUCAUGAGCGUUUGAAGGAUACUCGUUCCCCUUCAUCUGCCCAUCUUCAGUGUAUUAGUAAUGGAUACCAGAGUGAGGUGAGUAGUGGUAUCAGCUCAGUGGCAACCUCAAACCCAAAUCAAACGUGUCAAAGAGUAAAAUCUUUGCCCUCUGUUACACACACCUCCUCACUCAAGCAGAUCAGUGCAACCCCAGGUUCAUUAGAAUAUAAGGGACCGAGUGGGGAAAACAAACAAUUUCCCCCUCCCUCUAAAGCUCCAACUAAACAGUCAGGUUCAAUAGAAUAUAAGGGACCGAGCGGGGAAAACAAACAAUUUCCCCCUCCCUCGGAAGCUCAUACAAAACAGUCAGAAGUACUUGAAAAGGUUAGUGCUCAUUCUAUCAAUCAUAGGUUAAUUGAAAAUCGAGUUACUCUUUUGGAAUACAAAAUGGACUUUGUGCUUCAUCGCCUCAAAGCACUUGACGCACUAGAAUCAUCUGUCGAAUACCUGACAGCCAAAAUAGAGCAACUAACGUCAAAAAGGAGUACAAUACAAGAACCUAGCAAGGGUAACCCUAAGGGUCUUCCUGAGGCUGCUAAGAAUCAGACCUCUUCCAUGGACUUAAAGAAACCUUUGAUAUUAGAGCACUCAACACCAGAUCAGAGUGUAUGUUGCCAUGGAAAUGAGAAGCCUGGUCCUUUUGAGCCCAAGACCCUGCUUAAUGAAUCGGUAUCCAACACAUCUGAACUAAAUCAGGGAAACGAUCUGGGAUCAGAGGAGUGGGUCCGACCCUGA
Messenger RNA from Lytechinus pictus (painted urchin), 2055 nucleotides. RefSeq names its product serine/arginine repetitive matrix protein 1-like. The record is from RefSeq and is a predicted model, not a curated record. The transcript has a single exon. Bases 1 to 2055 code for a protein of 684 amino acids. NCBI's taxonomy places the organism in Eukaryota, Metazoa, Echinodermata, Echinoidea, Temnopleuroida, Toxopneustidae.